AUGGCCGUCGUCAUCUCUCCCCCUGACCAAGCAACCCUCCUUGCCCCUCUUCUCCCAGCUCUCCCAGCCGCAGCAGCAUCAACCCAGCCGGCGCUCCAACUCCUCCCUCUUCUCUCCCCCAUCCUCCGCCAACGAGUCCAGCUCCUCUCCGCCUCCAGCACUGAACCAUGGCUCCGUCUCCUCUGCUACGACGCCAGCAAGGCAGCCAAGCUGGCUGACAUUGCUCGCGGCCCAACCCUCGAGCCGCACCCGGUAUCCGGCGAAGUAGAGGUCGAUUGGGGUUACGACUCGGAAACACACUACAGGAGGCUCGACGAGGAGACACUGCAGGCCCUCGUCGCCCUACCGGAACUAGGUCUCGCCUUCCGCCUGGUAUACUGCGUCAACGACAAGGAGGGCGGUGGCGAUGGCUGGCGCAUUGGCGAAGUCACUAUUGCAGAGCGGCCUGGCCCGUUCUCACAGUUUGGCGGCGCGUCAAGCAUCGCCGAAGCAGAGAAGCAGUACAAGGACAAGGAAGCAAAGAGCAAAGACACGCUCCGGGUAAAUGGCACGGCCGCAAAGUCUACUCUGGGGGGCAACGACGACGAAGACGACGAUGACUACUGGGCGCGGUACGAUGCAACGCCCGCCCGAACCCCAGCCAACAAUCGCAGUCCCGCGCCAAACACCGGCGACGCACGCCCCUCCCACCACCAGCAAGAUGGUCCUCGAUCAGCUGCUGAGGACGACUACUUUGCGCAGUACGACGACGUUCAGCCCGCCAUGGACAACCACGACCCUGACGAGGAGGCUCAGGCGGCGCAGCUGUUGGGUCCCCUGGGCUUUCAGCAGAACCCUGCGGCUGCCGAAGUGAAUCAGAACGGCGGCAUCCAGCAGGACGUAUCGAACGCCGAGAUUGCCCUGCAGCAUCCACGCCCCGAGUCAAGCGCCUCGUCUAACGGCUCCCGUACCGUCGCCAAGCUUGAGGAGACGGCGGGCAAGCAAGAGCAGAAUGAAUUCGGCGUGAAGCAGCACGUUUCGCGCACCAUACGCAGCUUGUACAUGCUCUCCAAGGCCAGCGGCAUCGAUAGGGAGGAGUUUGAGAGACUGGUGAAGACGGAGCUUGAUUUGCUGGGCAUCAUGGAUGAGGGUGAAUGA
Messenger RNA from Metarhizium brunneum ARSEF 3297, 1137 nucleotides. RefSeq lists its product as uncharacterized. The record is from RefSeq and is a predicted model, not a curated record. NCBI's taxonomy places the organism in Eukaryota, Fungi, Ascomycota, Sordariomycetes, Hypocreales, Clavicipitaceae.